CCCGUGCACGAGCAGCCCUGUUUGUUUGUGUUGAGAGAUUGGAAAUGGCGGAGACCAGGGAGCAGAGCGAUAACUCGGCUUAGCAAACGCGUCUGCAUCGCCACCGUCACGCAGAAACCCACGAGCGUGAUCCACGGACUUCCUCGCUAUUCACUGAUGCCGACCGGACUCGGGUGGCCCACACUGGAGGCGUGAAAAACGGACAUUUAGAGCGACGUGGAUUGGGAAGAUUUAGGAAGCUGGUUAGCUGCCUCGGCUAACCGAGCUAGCAGCCUGGCUAACUUCACGUCGUGUGUGAUUUCCUCCACGCAGGCUUGUUUGUCAACAAAAGCUGACGUUAAACUGACAGCGAGCCAGCUAACAUACAACUUCUGGAAAGUUUCCAGGAUGACCCACGCGUGUUUAUAUCAUGGUCGCGACGCUUGACCGCAGUAUUAUCAACAUAAAGUAGGAGUGGAUAGAAAAAGUGAGACAGCUGAGUCUCCUUGUUGCGACCAAGCAGUAAGUUAAGCUGGUUUGCCGAGUGGUUUUGGUCUCAGCUGCCUUUGGACUGGGAACUAAUCAGCUGAAAGGAAGUCCUGACUGGAAGGAUCUGCAGAUUCAAGCUGAACGGGAGACCGAACAGUCAGAGGCCAGCUGGCUUCUCCCUGCACCUGGGAUGGUGCCGUGUGACAGUACGGCUAUGGAGCCGUGACCUCACCUCCGAUGCCCCAUCAUCCCGACUUUAAGCUGCUCUCCUACCAGUGACCUCACCGGCAGAGUCCCCUCCAUCCCUUUUAACUGUGGACAGAGCCCAGAAAAAGGCCCCCAAAGCCACCACAUGACUCAUUCACUGGAGCCCUAGACCAAGUCAGUCUAAGCUGAAAAUGAGUGCAGUAGGGGAAGGCCCCCUGGACCCUGCCACACCGGAGUCACGCAAGAGGAAGGGCUCACCAUGUGAUACAUCGGGGCAAAGUGUGGAGAAGCGGAGGCGAGAGCUGGAGUGUCGCUACAUCGAGGAGCUGGCUGAGCUGCUGUCAUCCAACAUGGGCGACAUCGCCAGUCUAAGCGCCAAGCCCGACAAGUGCCAUAUCCUCAAGAGCACCGUGGACCAAAUCCAGCAGAUCAAACGGCGUGAGCGGGAGAAAGCAGCUCUUCUGCCUCCAGAUGACGACGUGCAGAAGAGCGACAUCUCCUCCAGUAGUCAGGGGCUGGUGGAAAAAGAGAUGCUGGGGCCCAUGCUGCUAGAGGCCCUCGAUGGAUUCUUCUUUGUGGUCAACCGCGAGGGCCGCAUCGUCUUCGUUUCUGAGAACGUGAUGGGUUACCUUGGAUACACCCAGGAAGAGCUAAUAAACUCAAGUGUCUACACCAUCCUCCACGUCGGAGACCACAACGAAUUUGUCCGUAAUCUGCUGCCUAAAAGCCUCGUAAACGGCAUCCUGUGGCCGCAGGAAUCUGGUCGCAGGAACACACAAACCUUUAACUGUCGCAUGUUGAAGAGACCGCCGGACGAGGCGGACUCCGAGAACCUGGAGGCCUGGCAGCAGUACGAGAUCAUGCAGUGUUUGACCAUUUCACAUCCGCGGCCCGUGCAGGAGGAAGGAGAAGACCUGCAAGGCUGCCUGAUCUGCAUCGCCUGUCGGAUACCACGAACAGAGUCUUUUAUUACGAAGCAGGACCCGGCAGGGAAGAUCAUCUCCAUAGAAACGAGUGCUUUGCGAACGACAGGCCGGCCUGGCUGGGAGGACGUGGUCAGGAGGUGCAUCUACGCGUUUUUUCAGCCGCAGGGCAAAGAGCCCUCCCAUGCCAAGAAGCUGCUGCAUGAGGUGAUGGCGCACGGCACCGCUGUCAGCCCCCUGUACCAUUUCACGCUAAGUGACGGCACGCCUCUCAGCGCUCAGACACGCUGCAAGUUCUGCUGCCCACCAAAACCCGACGUACAGCCCUUCAUCAUGGGCAUUCACACUAUUGACAGGGAACACAUCACUGCUAGCUCUCAGGAAAACACUAACCCCACCCUUCCACCAACCCCCAGCAGUAUUGCUCACACCCCCUCCCGGUCUCCUUCACUUCCCCCUGGCAGUAACUCAAACCAAGGCUCUGUCCUUCAUACUAACAACAACUCCUCCUCCCUCGGACAAAACCCCUCCACACCAACAGGCUACCUGACGCCCAAUCGGACGAACUGCCCAAAGGAGGUCAACGGUCCCUCUGCCCUCAGCAGCCCACACACAGCCACCUCUACCUCUUUUAUGUCAUCCAGGAUGCUGCGUGCCAGUCCUGGGUUAGGGGGAAGCCCUCGGGUAGCAGGGAACCCCUUCUCUCCCUCCACACCGGGCCUUCAGUCCCCUUCAGGGUCACUGAGCAGCGGUGGCAGCCUCAACAGGCAGCAUUCUGGCGGCGAUAGUAACAGUGGUGUGAACGGUGGAUCGGCAGGAUCGUUCCCCACGUCCUCUCCUGGACUUCAGAGACAAGCCAGUAUGCCUCCCGGCUCCUCCACUCGGCCACCGUCAGCAAAGCCCCAGAAGGGAGGGGGAGAGGACUCUGCUAACACCCCCCUUCCAUCUGCCUCACAGCUGGGGAGCCCCAGACUCAACCAGCUCCUGGACAGCAGUGUUACAGGAGUUGAAUCCAGCAACUCAUCACCUCAUCCUCCUCACCCCUCCCUGGGUCUUCAGUGCCCCGCUUCCCACAGCAGUCUGACGGAGCGGCACAAGAUCCUGCACAGACUGCUCCAGGACAGCAGUCCAAAUGACACCUCCGCCUCCAACACCACCACCACCGAGGAUGGAGGGAAUAAAAAUGAAGUUGAGAUUAAGAAGGAGCCGCCUUCCAGUCCAGCGCCGAGUACAGCGCCCCACAAGUCCAACUCCAGAGAGCCACAGGACCACCAGUUACUGCGAUUUCUUCUGGAUACUGAUGAAAAGGACUUGGAUGACCUUCCACCUCCAUCAGCCCUGAGCCUUCAGACGGUUCGAGUAAAGGUGGAGAAGAGAGUCAGCGGCGAUGGACUGGCCUGUUCAGGCUCAUCCAUCACAGCUGGUGGGACAUCUAAACCAACAGGAGUCCCUGGCAGCUCGGCUUGCAUCAGCCCCAAAUCAGUUCCUCUGGGGGAGAACCGCAGAGACAGCAGAGAUUCCACGAUAUCUAUUGGACCUGCUGAUAAGGACCCUCUUAAUCAGCUUCUGCCUGGCUUCAGAGGUCCGCUGGGGGCCAAACAGGGCAGUGAGGAUUCAGUAAAUCCUGGAGGAGGCCCCCAACUACAUUCUCCAUCCACGCAGCUCCCAGCUUCACUCCAGUCCCCCCUGUCCCAGCCUCAGUCUGUUCCUCAGAUGCAGUCCCUGUCACCUCAGCUCCAUUCCCCUUCUCACCAGCUUAAACUUCAGUCACCCACUCAUCUCCAGCCCGGUGAGGCCUGCACUCCCUGCAAUGUAAAUGUGAAGAGAGAGCCUCCAGGGACUCCAAACAGAGGACUUGGCGACGGUGGCCCGACCUCAGGCUGCAGCCUCCAGACGCAGCCAUCGUUUGAUUUCUGCAACCCUGCCACUCCAAGCCAACAACAGGGCCAGGGAGACCUCUUCCAGACCCCCAAAGACAGCAGCACUUUUCCAGAGACGGAAGUCAUCAACCCUUUUGCUCCAAGCACUGGGCUAACCAAGAUGGAUGUGGGAGAUUCCCAGUUCCAACCCUUGGCUAUGUCUGACACGUUGUCUUUUGAUGGACUUGGAACUCCUUUACAGGCAUCCUUAGCGUCACCACAGGAACAGUGUGUGCCCUGUACGCUGGAUGAAGAGCUGGGCCCCCCGACCACGCCUGAAGCCCGAAACGAUGAGAAGGCUCUGAUCGAGCAGCUCGUCUCCUUCUUGAGCGGAACCGACGAGAGCGAGCUGGCCGAACUUGACAAGGCCCUGGGUAUCGACAAACUGGUACAGGGCGGCUGCUUUGACCCUUUUCCUCAAAACCUCCCAUCCCAGCAACCCACUGCCACGCCAGUUUCCAUGGACCCUAAACCCCCCACCUAUACUUUCCAGUUCCCACCAGCCUCACAAGCUCAAUUUUCUCCAGAGCUGGCUCCAGUGGGGCAGCAGGGUGUGACUUUCAGAACGCCCCGCGGGGCUUUCCCAGGCGGGUCAGCAGGCGUGGGGCUGAGGCCAGGACUGACCAGACCCCAGGGGAUGGGCCCCCAGCUCAGGCUGCCACCCAACCAACUGCGGCUGCAGCUGCAGCAGAGACUGCAGGGCCCGCUGCAGAUCCAAAACCGGCUGGCAGCCAUGAAUCCAUUCCCAGGAGGACCCCAGCAAGUGAACAUGGGGGUCCGACAGGGGGUCCAACAACCCCAAAUGCCCUCACAGCAGCCUCCGCUGAACGCUCAGAUGCUGGCGCAGCGUCAGAGGGAACUCUACAGCAUCCACCAUCGUCAGCAGCAGCAGCUCCUCCAGCACAAGGUCAGGCUCAUGAGACAGAACAUGGCAGGAGCUCCGACCGGUGGCGUGGGGACCGCCAGGCUACCCAAAGGCCCCCCAACGACGUCUCAGCAGCAGUUCAGCUUCCCGCCGGGGUACAACCCGAUGGCAGGGAACACCCCUACCUCACCGAGUCAGUUCAGCCCCGUGUCGGGGGCUCCAUUGGACACCAAGCUGUCUGUCAGAGUCCCCCUUAACAACCAGACACUGUUGGGUGGCUUACAGGGCCAGUUUGACGGCACCGUGAACCCCUCGAAGCAGCAGGGACUCUUUCAGCAAUUUGGAGGUUCUGCUGUGGUUCAACAAGACUCACCAUUUCCUCCAGAGAUGAGCCCCACAAGCCCAUUGUUAUCACCUCAGAACUCCACCUCCCAGAGUCCCCUGCUUCAGCAGACACCACCUCCUGGCUAUCAGUCACCAGACAUGAAGAGCUGGCAGCAGACGGGCCUGGGCGGCCUGUUCAGUCAGUCAGGACAGAGUGCAGGGCAGGCGUUUGGCCAGCAGGGGGUGUAUAACAACAUGAGCAUCACCGUCUCCAUGGCUGGAGGCACGGGCGGCGUCAGCUCUUUACCUUCAAUGGGACAAGUGGUUGGAAUGAGCAACAGUAACCUCAGCAGCGUCGGUUCAGUGUGCAGCGACCAGCAGGUGCAGCAGGUUCAGGUGUUCGCUGACGUCCAGUGCACCGUGAACCUUGUCGGCAGCGACUCCUACCUGAACCAGGGCUCAAUCGGGGCGGCGGCCCCCCAGAAGGGCCCUGGGCCGCAGGGCUCGCAGAACAGCCAGGCCCAGCAGAAGAGCCUCCUCCAGCAGCUCCUCACUGAGUGACACCCCCCAUCCCGACAGCUCUCCUGCUCCCGUUCACUUUUCUAUUGCCUCCUCCUCCUCGGAGGUCGGCGCACUGGACCCAUUGCUGUCUCUGUCGCACCAUUCAGACGGACGGACGGAUACUCCGACGGCCACAGUAGGUGGAGAAGUACGGCUGUCGGUGGAGGAGUGCAGCCUGACCACUUCUUCGGUGUUUGGGGGGGGUUACUCAAAGUACCUUAAGAACGUCAAAAGGAGCAGCGGUGUUAUUUAAACCUGCCUGUCUAAUCUGUCUGACAACCUGUCUGUCUGCCUCAGCCUAUUUAAGGCAGUGUUGUCUUGCUGCUCAUUUCUCGGUGACCUACUUCCUGCUUCCUGACACAAGAAAAAACAACUGGGACGUCAUUGUGGAUUUGCCAAGUUUUCGUCACUGUUGAAUCAGGGCCGACCUCCUCUCUCUUUUUGUCAUUUUUUUACUGCCUUGUUCCUGCUUCGAUGGCGGGUUUGCAGCGUGGGAGCGUCCCGAACAUCAGCAGCAUCUACGGCAGCACAUCUGGCUUUUUAUUUUCCUUUAUUUGUUUUGUUUGUGUUUGUUUCUGUUCGUCGUUUUCUACCUGUCUCUCUUUCUUCCUGUCUCUCUCUCUCUCUCUCUCUCAGCGAUGUGGGAAUGUUAAGGUUUCAGACCUCAGCGGCAUUGUGGGAUAGAAGCUCAGUAUCAGCUGGUUCUGGGACUGGUCCUCUCUAUCUGCUGCAGUGCCUGGUGGAAGUGCGAGUUUGUCCCAAGCUCUGCUUCUUUUUCUUCUGCAUAUUUUUCUAUUCUGCUUUUAUUUUUAUGUUUUGGGUUAGAUUGUUUAAAAAAAUAAUCUUCUGCUCUCUCCGUCAUCAUCAUCUUUAUGACCUCUAGAACAAGAUUUGACACCAACCCGGACGGAUGGAUGGAUGGAUGGAUGGAUGGAUGGAUGGGAGUCAGAGGGGAUGCUGCUCAGUUUUGAACUUAGAUGUCUUUCUUUAUUUUUAUUCUGUCAGAGUAUAAAAACAGACUGUUAUGAUUAUUUAACUGUCUUGUCCGUCACAUGUUAGCCUCACCUCAGCAGAUGUGAAUACGGAAGCCCGACAGGGUUCUUCCUCUGCUCCUCUCUUUCUUUGUGUCUUCACGGUUUUAUCUCAGCCUAUCAGUGUUGUUUGCCACGUGCACCAUGCAGGCGGGUAGUAUUUGUACAUUACAGAAGGACAACGACUUUGGGGGUGAGCUACCCUGAUCUCUUGUAACUGCUUUCCUUUAAAAACAAAAGUGUAAUUAAUUGAAUACUCAGAAAAGGCAAAACUAUGUAUAAUGUGAUUCGAUCCAUUUAUUUUUGCUUGUUUUUAUUAGUUUUAAACCAGUUCUAAUAAUGUCUGCUCAUUUAUGAGAUUAUUCUUUGGCAUAUUGUGACACAGCUACAUGUUGCAGUGGAGGAGGACGUUAUUCCAGCUUCUAAAAAUGUGAAAUUGUAAGCAAUUUGACUUUGAGAAAAUUAGUUAGAAGCGGCUCUUUUUUUUCCAAAUAUAAAUAGUUUCAUCAUUGUUUUGUUUUCCAGGGAGCUAGUUAGCCGUCAUCUGUUUUUCUUUUUGCUUUCUCCUAUUUUUUGUACAAAAAAACAGCACAUUUGUCUGUAACUGUUGUAUAAAAAUUAUAAAAGCUCAAGUCGCAAUGUUUGCUGCUCGUAUCUGCAGCGAAUGAUGCGCUUUCCAUUAUUGUUCCCAUAUAUACUGAAAUUUAAAUAGAGGCUUUAGCGUUAGGAGUUCAUAACAACGACAGGAUUGGUGAUUAAUUUGAAGUUUUGGAAAAAAAAAAAAAAGACAAUGAAUUUCCUCCUGUUUAAACCGUGUUUAUCCCAUCGGGAAUUCCUCCUGGCUGCUCACAUGUACAAUUUUCUGUUGACUACUGUUGAUCGGUCAUACACUGUCUCUCGAAGUCAUAACAGACAUCUAAUAUGGAUUAGGAAUAAGAAAAAUCCUCCUUUGUUAUGCACAAAUUUAUAAAAUCUCUGCUGAGACAUUGCCUCUAAAUAUGCUUCACAUGACUAAAUUGUUGCAGAAGUCUAUCCAGCAUAUAUUUCUGAAUUAGUUGAGGGGGGGGGAAAUAUGCAGUUUCUAUCAGGCUGAAUUUAACCAGCAGGCAUUCAGAGAUCCGUGGAAAAUAAGUAGAUUGCAGGAGAGAGGUGCAGAAAGUUAGUUGGAAGGACUUUUGUUUUCCUCGCCCACUGAAUAAAAAGUAAACCUUUAGUCCAACCCUAACAUUUCUGAUGUUGAUUUGGUGAAUUAGGGCUUUUAAUCCCUGAGAUACUAUGCAUGUAAAUUUGACAUUCCGCCGGCUCACUCCUCCAGCGAUGCUGUGUGAUGUGGCAACCACUUUGUGCUCAGCUGUUGCAGCUCUCCUGUUCAUACCCAAUCGUUACCCUUUCGUCAUGGCCUUCUGUUUCGUUCCAAUAAACAAACCAUUUGGUUUUCUAAAAUUAUGCUCAUGAACAUGAUGCACUUUUAAUAAAAGCUUUCAUCUGCAAAAGAAGAAAAAAAACUGUAAAGUGACCUAAAACACUUUAGUAACGUAUGGGGCACUUUAAAGUAUUACACUACGAACGUCAUCAUUGUUUAAAAAGAUUCACACAAAGUAACGUUUUCUAAAAUGUUGCAACAAUCGACUUUUGCAUAUUUGCGUAACAUCAUCUGGACAUAAGGUACCAAAGGGACCUUAUUUUUGAUAAAUAUCUACAUUGGCUCUGGUAUUUCCAAUCAGAAUCGCUGCAAUAGCAAUUCUGCACCAGUAGGUGCUGUUUAACCUUGACAUUAUCAAAAUCCCUAAUAUCCUGAGCAUGGCUAAAGCCGUGGGAGAGAAUCCAGCCCCCAUCUGAAACUCAUAGAACAGAAAUUAUACUUUAUUUUUUCUCAUUUGCAAACAUAAAUGAAAGUUGUCGCUGCUGAAACAAUGAAGAUUGCAGUUUUUAUUUGCAGAGGAGGAGAAAUCAAAUCCAAGCAAGUUGCAGCUAAAACCGUUGAACGCACCGAAACACAGAAAUCUGCUAAAGUUUCUGAGUGUGGAUUUUAUCAAUCUAUUUCCACACACAGAGCAUUGCUCCUCUUCCUCUUUCGUCUUUCCUGGCAUUCUCAAAUGGAAGCAGUUUCAGUUACAACCCUGAUUAAAAACGGAGAAACUCAGCAGCCUGCCCAGCUACAAAGACGUCGACAAAAACAGGCCAAAACAAAAAGGAAAAAUGUUUGUUUAUGCAACAGCCUUUCAGUGCAAAAAGCAGUCCCUCCUUCCUCACUACAGUUCACAGGUACCAGGUUUUAUAACAUUUGUCUGAUGAUGUUAAUGUAUAUAACAGAAAUGUGAAUGCAUAUUCAGAAUCAAUGGAAAAAAAAGUAGCUCCGAGUUUGUGGUAAAUAACUACUCGCCUCCGUCAUGUUUUUAUUUUUCUACCUUUUUGUUUUUGGUUUAAAGAUGUAUGUUUGUAUAUGAAGUGUGUGUGUAAGCGAUUAAUACUGUAUAUCUGGUGUUCUCUGAGAUGGAAACAGACGAAGAUGUCCCAUUCGGUUCCUCUUUUGACUCUUUCAGACCCUGCACAGUUUCCUGUGGGUGUUUUAUUCCGAUAAACUAUGCCAGAGAACGGUUUGUUUUUAUUUCUUAAAGCGACUGCUGAAUGUGAUUUUACUGAGAGAAAGAGAGAGAGAGAAGUGGUGUGGACUGGCUUUUUGUACGGGUUAUUUAAAAGAAAAAAAAGGCCAUAUUAUUUAAUUUUCUCUGUUGGCAGAAAGUUUAAGCAGACCUGGGAGAGUGGAGCCUUGGUUUUCAGGAGAAGCAUUGCUGGCUUGUUGAGUUUAUGACUGAUCUGUCUGGGGUUUUUAUUCUUGUUUUUAUCAUUUUCUGCACCCGUCAGUAGUAAAAAUGACCAAAGCUUCAGCGCGUUUCAUAUGCAAAUCUCAUCGUCACUGGACAAACACAUAAUGUAGCGGCUCUUCUUUGUCCCUUUGUCUCUGAUCCUUCCGCUCGCUCGUUCCUCCCAUGUUUCUGUCUUAAAACCGUCUUUUCUGAGUGGCCUAUCAGCAUUGAAACCCUGUGAUGUCCCAAAGUUUGCUCAGUUUAGACUGCCAAUGUCGUCUUUUUGAGCCUGAAGUGCUUUCACGUGUUUACAGAAAAAAAAAAAACAUUGCAAUCAUUAGCUAUGCACCUUAAACAAGCAUUUCCUCAUUUGUGGAGUAGAAGUAACACUGGAGCAACACUAAGCCAUUCAUUGAAAGAUAGAAAACAAAUGCUUGACGACCUUUCAGCUUUCAGUCUCAUUCUUUAGAUGAAUACUUUAUACCAAACUUGAGGUGCCUCCUGUAUAUAUUUGCUGUUUAACAAUAACCUUGUUAACCAGGGGUUUUUUUUAAAUAAGAAAAAACACAUUUUUACUGUAUAAAUGACUUUUUUUACACACGUAGAAGAUUAAUCAGAUUAUCCCAGGAAUUUGCAAAUACAAUCUAAUUCUGCACUUUAUAUAUCCAGAUCCGCUCGGGGUGAAAAAGGCCAUUAAAUCAGAUCAGCGGAGAUGCGUUGGCUCUUAAAAGUGUACAAAGCUCUGUCAAAAUGCCAGGUGUGUGUGAUGCAGAACGAGUCACUAAAUCAUUUCAAAGCUUGUCCCACUAAAUCCUGUUUCUAUACCUCGGAAACAAACAAAUCUGUUAGAAGAAAUGCAAAAAAAUCAAAAAUAAGUUGUUUUAUUCUGUUUGCACAGCCUGAAGCUACUAGAUUUCAAAAUCACCUUUUGAUUUAAUUCAGCAUUCAGUGUUCUCUGGACCCAUUUCACCACUUUAAUUUUCUUCUUGAUUUGGAUGUUUGCUUAAACUCACUGUGAGGCUGAGAAAAUGGCGCACCUAAAUGUUUUGGGUCAAAUUUAACUUAAUAUUUUUAUUCACCUUGACAACAGCCUCUUUUUACUUUUGACGAACCAUGACCACAGAUCAUAAUACUUCCCCCACCAUGUUUCAUGGUGGGCAGGGUGUUCUUUUUGGUGAUGUUUAGUGUUGUUUACCUUUCGGAGUUGGUUUCAUCAGACAACAGCUCAAGGUUUCAACCACACCUGGGUGUUUUCCUUGAAGAAAAAGGCAUCUGUUUUACAGCCAUACUCACAAAUUCCUGCAGAUCCUUCACUGUUGCUGUCGGCCGCUUCGCAGCCUUGAAAACUGCUCCACGUUUUCAUCAAAUAUUUGAUUUCUGUGUUUACUGUCCCCUGGCAUGUACGCGUAAAAUACCCAUCAAAUGUUCUUGCAGAUUGCAGCUUUAGCUCCAGCUAAAGUUUCUUUCCAGUUAAUCGUAUUUAUUGUAAUCGGUGGCGUCUACACAAGAAGACUGAAUGCUGAAAUUGAAUCACGAGGUUCUUCAUCAAAGUAUCAGUUAAAGGGCUUCAACCGGGUUCCUGAACCUUUUUUAUUUUUCACGUUUCCCAAAUAGAUCUGUUUUUGAUUUUUCAGUUGAAGUGAAGUGUUAAAAUUAUUUAUCGUGGUCUUAAAACCAGCAUUUUCACAGGGUUUCAUAGACUUCUGAGAGCCGGUGUAUGUUCCCUAAAAAUUCAGGUUCUUUGUGGAGAACUGGAGCCAUCGUGAUAAAAACCAAGUUAAACAUUGUACACAACAGCUACGUUCUCUGUCAGUUUAUUGUAAUAACUGUGGUGUUCUUCUUCAGGUGACAUCCUCUCCCUUCUUCCUGCGCUGUUGUCUGUUUUCCAGGUGAACUCUUAAAAUCCUCCUUUCUGGCUUGAACUCUCUGAACAUUCCUGCUCCCGGCCGUUUUCUGCAGCAGCGUUCACUUUCCUCUCUCUCUCUCUCUCUUUGUAUCAGUGGAAAGUGUUGAGACCUUACCUCUAUCUGUCCAAACAAUUGUGCAGUGAUGUAGAUGACAACGCACCACUCGUGUCGCUUGUCUCUGGUUUUGCUCGUCUUGUGUUUUGUUGGGAGUCCUAGUGUCUGGUUUCUGAAGUUGUUGCACCACCGGGACUCCUCACCUCCAGCUCAUUCCUAAUGCAGGUCUUCAAAGCUACUCUCACGAUAGCGUCAGUAGUUGAGUAUUAUAAGUGCUGCCUUAUUGGGACUGGGCGACAGACUUUAAGCGAAGGUUUUGUUUUCACUCGUCACUUUGGUUUCUCUGGGUUUUGAUGUGUUUUAUGGAGAUUUUAAGAGAAGAGACCAAGGUUCCACUUUCUCCCUUGUAAAAAUUAAUAUAAAUAGAUAUAUAGAUAUAUAGACAAAUAUAUAAUAUACAUUUUACUCAUUUUUGUCCAGUUUUGUAUAUAACACUCAUGUAAAGUUUGUUUUUAAAGAGGCAUCAGAGCAGCUAUUACAAGACAAUAUGAGUGACAGUGUUCACCUGGGAGAAUUUUAUGCAUGUUAUGUUUUCUUUUUCUCUGACUCUUUUAAAACCUCCUCAGACCCUCCCUCUCUCUCUCGUUCAGGUGUAUAACGUAAAUAUAAAGAGAUCUACCUUUUCUUUGGGAAUGUCGUAGACAAUCAGUCUCAGGCCGGGUCCAGUCCCAGCGGGGAGUGAGAGCCCUGGAGGCUAUAAGACAAACUAAACUCUCUCUUGUUUUUCUUUUUGCUUGUUUUUCGUCUACUGGAAGUCCAAACUCGGAGGUUUGUUCAUUCAUAUGUCCGUGGCUGCUCUCAAGUUUACACACACACACAUUUCUCUACUACACUCAAAACACAAACACCUCGUGCAUUUGGUCCCUCUGCUUUUUAUUUCCAAGGUGCAGAUGCCGACCUUAUGGAAAUGAUGCUUUGACUAACAAAUCUAUAACAUCUAUGAAUGUGGGAAUGCAACACAUUGCAAUAAAAGCACCAUCUGAAAUGCA
Molecule: messenger RNA, 12115 nt
Organism: Girardinichthys multiradiatus
Lineage: Eukaryota; Metazoa; Chordata; Actinopteri; Cyprinodontiformes; Goodeidae
Gene: ncoa1
Product: nuclear receptor coactivator 1
Exons: 22
Coding region: 867-5267 (1466 amino acids)
Biological process (GO): positive regulation of transcription by RNA polymerase II; cellular response to hormone stimulus
Cellular component (GO): nucleus
Molecular function (GO): protein dimerization activity; nuclear receptor binding
Source: RefSeq, a predicted model, not a curated record